AUGGCGGGCCGCGGCCGCCGCGCCUGGCUCAGCGUCCUGCUGGGGCUGGUGCUGGGCUUCGUGCUCGCCUCGCGCCUCGUCCUGCCCCGCGCUUCCGAGCUGGCGGCGGCGGCGCGGCCCCGCCGAGUCCGCCCGCAGGGCUGCCGCCAGCCGCCCGCCGCCCCGCCGCGCCGCCCCGGCCCACCGGCCCAGAGCUUCCUUUUCGUGGGGGUCAUGACGGCGCAGAAGUACCUGCGGAGUCGCGCCGUGGCUGCCCACCGAACAUGGUCCAAAAGCAUUCCUGGCAAGGUUGAAUUCUUCUCCAGCGAGGGUUCAGACACCUCUAUUCCCAUCCCCAUCGUGCCGCUUCCAGGUGUAGAUGACACUUACCCACCUCAGAAGAAAUCUUUUAUGAUGCUCAAAUACAUGCAUGACCACUACCUGGACAAGUAUGAAUGGUUUAUGAGAGCUGAUGAUGACGUCUACAUCAAAGGGGACAAACUGGAGAGCUUCCUCAGGAGUCUGAACAGCAGCGAGCCCCUCUUUCUCGGGCAGACUGGCCUUGGCACCACGGAGGAGAUGGGGAAGCUGGCGCUGGAACCGGGUGAGAACUUCUGCAUGGGGGGACCAGGAGUGAUCAUGAGCCGGGAAGUCCUGAGGAGAAUGGUGCCCCACAUUGGCGAGUGCCUGCGAGAGAUGUACACCACCCACGAGGACGUGGAAGUGGGCAGAUGCGUGCGGAGGUUUGCGGGAGUGCAGUGUGUGUGGUCCUAUGAGAUGCAGCAGCUGUUCUAUGAGAACUAUGAGCAGAACAAAAAAGGUUACAUCCGAGACCUGAGGAACAGCAAAAUACACAGAGCCAUAACCCUGCACCCCAAUAAGAACCCCCCCUACCAGUACAGGCUUCACAGCUACAUAUUGAGUCGCAAGAUAGCAGAGCUGCGCCACCGGACUGUGCAGCUGCACCGUGAGAUCGUCCUGAUGAGCAAGUACAGCAACACAGAAAUCCACAAGGAUGACCUGCAGCUGGGGAUGCCUCCCUCCUUCAUGCGAUUCCAACCCCAGCAUCGGGAAGAGAUCUUGGAGUGGGAGUUUCUGACAGGGAAGUAUUUGUAUUCGGGUGCCGAUGGGCAGCCCCCUCGGAGAGGGAUGGACUCUUCUCAGCAUGAGGCGCUGGAUGACAUCGUUAUGCAGGUGAUGGAGAUGAUCAACGCCAACGCCAAGACCCGGGGGCGGAUCAUCGAUUUCAAGGAGAUACAGUACGGCUACCGCAGGGUCAACCCCAUGUACGGUGCCGAGUAUGUGCUCGACUUGCUGCUUCUCUACAAGAAGCAUAAGGGGAAGAAGAUGACCGUCCCUGUCAGGAGGCAUGCCUACUUGCAGCAGACCUUCAGCAAGAUCCAGUUUGUGGAGCACGAAGAGAUGGAUGCCAAGGAGCUGGCCAGCAAAAUCAACCAGGAUUCGGGAUCCUUGUCCUUCCUCUCCAACUCGCUGAAGAUGUUUGUUCCCUUCCAGCUCAGCAGAUCAAAAGUAGAGAGGAAGGAGCUCAAAGACAAGAAGAUCAACAUCCUGAUUCCUCUCUCUGGACGCUUUGACAUGUUUGCAAGGUUCAUGGGGAACUUUGAAAAGACGUGCCUCAUCCCAAACCAGAACGUCAAGCUGGUCAUCCUGCUCUUCAACUCUGAUUCUAACCCCGACAAGGUGAAGCAGAUCGAGCUGAUGAGAGAUUACCGCUCCAAGUACCCCAAGGCUGACAUGCAGGUCUUACCUGUGGCAGGGGGGUUCUCCAGGGCACUGGCUCUGGAAGUUGGAUCUUCUCAGUUCCAGAAUGAGUCUUUACUCUUCUUCUGUGAUGUUGACUUAGUGUUUACCACAGACUUCCUGCAGCGGUGUAGAGCCAAUACAGUUUUGGGUCAACAAGUAUACUUCCCCAUCAUUUUUAGCCAGUAUGAUCCAAAGAUUGUUUAUAGUGGAAAAGUUCCUAGUGACAAUCAUUUUGCCUUCACCCAGAAAACGGGUUUCUGGAGGAACUAUGGCUUUGGUAUCACCUGUAUUUACAAAGGUGAUCUCCUUCGAGCAGGUGGCUUUGACAUCUCCAUCCAAGGCUGGGGCCUUGAAGAUGUCGACCUGUUUAACAAAGUCAUUCAAGCUGGCUUAAAAACUUUCCGAAGCCAAGAGAUUGGAGUAGUCCACGUGCACCACCCUGUUUUUUGUGACCCUAAUCUUGAUCCAAAACAAUACAAAAUGUGCUUGGGGUCCAAAGCCUCAACUUAUGGGUCCACGCAGCAGCUGGCUGAGAUCUGGUUUGAAAAAAACGACCCCAGUUUUGGGAAAAGCAGCAAUAUGAAUGGCUCGGUGAGGACAGCCUGA
Messenger RNA from Indicator indicator, 2349 nucleotides. It is a transcript of the gene CHSY1, whose product is annotated as chondroitin sulfate synthase 1. The coding region runs from base 1 to 2349 and encodes 782 amino acids. Gene Ontology annotation, cellular component: Golgi cisterna membrane. The record is from RefSeq and is a predicted model, not a curated record. Lineage: Eukaryota; Metazoa; Chordata; Aves; Piciformes; Indicatoridae. The transcript has 3 exons. Gene Ontology annotation, molecular function: glucuronosyl-N-acetylgalactosaminyl-proteoglycan 4-beta-N-acetylgalactosaminyltransferase activity.